AUGGUACUGCAGCAAAACGACACCAUUCUUAGAUUACUACAGCACCAGGCUACUCCUCCAGGCUUGGAGGAAGCCAUUGACCUGCCACUUGCAGACCUCCCGCAGCUGUUGGCAAUGGAGGACAAGCUUGGCUCACCAGAGUUCCGCUGUUCACUGACUAACUACCUAGGGACAAUCGGGGGCGCCAACGUCCAGGACACGACUUCCCGCAUAUUAAAAAAAAUUCUGAGCCAUUCACUGGCCCAGAAAAUGAAUUGGAGGGGGGUCAACGGCAAGACUGCCCUGGCCACCCUGCAUUUGCGCAAGGUUGUGGUCGGGGGAGUCGCAAAUAUUGAUUCAACCGAUGACGGGCCGCCGGCCCAGCCAACUGUGGGCCGAUUCAUGGGUGAGGUAAUGGCCCGAUGGUGGGCCAGAGAAACUUUGCUACCUGGGCAGGACUCCCCGGGACCAGGACUCCCCGGGACCAGGACUCCCCGGGACCAGAGUGAGGACGCGGGACCAGGACUUCCCGGGACCAGGACUCCCCGGGACCAGAGCGAGGACGCGGGACCAGGACUUCCCGGGACCAGGACUCCCCGGGACCAGAGCGAGGACGCGGGACCAGGACAUUCCGGGACCAGGACUCCCCGGGACAAUGACUCCCCGGGACAAGGACUCCCCGGGACAAGGACUCCCCGGGACAAGGACUCCCCGGGACCAGGACUCCCCGGGACCAGAGCGAGGACGCGGGACCAGGACUCCCCGGGACCAGGACUCCCCGGGACCAGAGCGAGGACGCGGGACCAGGACUUCCCGGGACCAGGACUCCCCGGGACAAGGACUCCCCGGGACAAGGACUCCCCGGGACAAGGACUCUCCGGGACCAGGACUCCCCGAGACCAGGACUCCCCGGCACCAGAGCGAGGACGCGGGACCAAGACUCCCCGGGACCAGGACUCCCAGAGACCAGGACUCCCCGGGACCAGAGCGAGGACGCGGGACCAGGACUCCCCGGGACCAGGACUCCCCGGGACCAGGACUCCCCGGGACCAGGACUCUCCGGGACCAGGACUCCCCGGGACCAGGACUCCCCGGGACCAGAGCGAGGACGCGGGACCAGGACUCCCCGGGACCAGGACUCCCCGGGACCAGAGCGAGGACGCGGACCAGAGCGAGGACGCGGACCAGAGCGAGGACGCGGGACGAGGACUCCCCGGGACCAAGACUCCCCGGGACCAAGAUACAAGAAUCUUAUUCACGUCUCAAGGACCCGGGACCAGGACUCUGAGGGACCAGAGCGAGGACGCGGGACCAGGACUCCGCGGGACCAGGACUCCACGGGACCAGGACUCCGCGGGACCAGGACUCCCCGGGACCAGGACUCUCCGGGACCAGGACUCUGCGGGACCAGGACUCCCCGGGACCAGGACUCUGCGGGACCAGGACUCUGCGGGACCAGGACUCUGCGGGACCAGGACUCUGCGGGACCAGGACUCCCCGGGACCAGAGCGAGGACACGGGACCAGGACUCCCCGGGACCAGAGCGAGGACGCGGGACCAGGACUCCCCGGGACCAGGACUCCCCGGGACCAGGACUCCCCGGGACCAGAGCGAGGACGCGGGACCAGGACUCUCCGGGACCAGGACUCCCCGGGACCAGAGCGAGGAUGCGGGACCAGGACUCCCCGGGACCAGGACUCCCCGGGACCAGAGCGAGGACGCGGGACCAGGACUCUCCGGGACCAGGACUCCCCGGGACCAGGACUCCCCGGGACCAGGACUCCCCGGGACCAGGACUCGCCGGGACCAGGACUCCCCGGGACCAGGACUCCCCGGGACCAGGACUCCCCGGGACCAGGACUCCCCGGGACCAGGACUCCCCGGGACCAGAGCGAGGACGCGGGACCAGGACUCCCCGGGACCAAGACUCCCCGGGACCAAGACUCCCCGGGACCAAGAUACAAGAAUCUUAUUCACGUGCUCGACCCCCGUUACAUUCUACCUGGCCGAAAAUAA
Messenger RNA from Knipowitschia caucasica, 1995 nucleotides. NCBI's taxonomy places the organism in Eukaryota, Metazoa, Chordata, Actinopteri, Gobiiformes, Gobiidae. The record is from the annotation of a GenBank genome assembly.